Messenger RNA from Necator americanus (New World hookworm), 1464 nucleotides. RefSeq lists its product as uncharacterized. The record is from RefSeq and is a predicted model, not a curated record. The coding region runs from base 1 to 1464 and encodes 487 amino acids. Gene Ontology annotation, cellular component: mitochondrion. NCBI's taxonomy places the organism in Eukaryota, Metazoa, Nematoda, Chromadorea, Rhabditida, Ancylostomatidae. The transcript has 13 exons. Gene Ontology annotation, biological process: lipid metabolic process; positive regulation of ceramide biosynthetic process.
AUGGGGCGGAGCCAACUGCACAAACAUCCUGUCAACUUAAAGGCUCGUGAAAAUAGCACACGCUUGGAAGAAGCGUCUUUGAUGGCCACAAUGCCUCGCAUGUCAUGCGCUCAUAAGAUGAGCGCUAAUAAAAGGGUGGAACGGGUCGACACGCUGAUGGUGUUCCUGAAAAGCGCCACACAACAGCAGAUGUCCGCCAAGUUACACGACGUCUGGGCAUCUCCUCAGUCAACAAUCACAGAAGUUCGAUUACUAUUAACAUUAGGUGCAAACCCAGAGUCGCUUUACAAAGACGACUAUGGGCAGAAAACCUUGAUGGAUCGAGUGGAUAGUGGCACAGUGUGCGAUAAAUGUGUAGUGAAAUUCAACGAAUUUUUAGAAUAUGCGGGUGUGAUUUACGAGGAAAUGUGUGAACAGACCCCGAUCAAUAUUGUACGUGGCCGCAAAUGCACAUCAGGACUACUGCCGUUGUGUAUGGAUGGUGGUGGUAUGCGAGGUUUGGUGUCGGUGGUGUGCCUUCUGUUCGCCUCACGGCGGAUUCUCGGCGACGAGACAUUAGUGAACUAUUUCGAUUGGCUGAUAGGCACCAGUACGGGAUCAAUGCUCGCAUUAUCCACCGCAAAAGGGCAAAGCUUGACUGAGUGUUUCUUCCUGUACUGGAACAUGAAACGACAAAUCUUUUUGGAAGGUUCCACCAUGUCACGACUUCUUGGUGAUCAAGUCGCUGUCCAAACCAGAAACAUCGAAAAAGUGUUGUCGGAUUGUUUUCCAACGGAAACGUUCCAAAAAUGUGACCGGCGGCUUACCGUGCCCGCUCUAGACAUUUCCAUGGCUCCGGCUCGACUGCAUAUUUUUAGAAACUACUCAUUCACUCGGCCUUUUGGUGCAUCUCUAGACGAGGAACAAGAUAUAAUGUUCAAGGAUGCAGCUAGAGCUAGCAGUGCCGCUCCCACAUACUUUGAACCGUUUCUAUACCAGGAUAAGAAGUUCGUUGACGGGUCUUUUGUAGCUAAUUAUCCUCUUAAUAUUCUCUUUAAGGAAGUUGAUUCUUUUACUAAAAACAACAACCGAAUUCGUUUGGCGGGUGUGGUCUCAAUCGGAACCGGUGAGCCGGCCCAAUCCGAACGAAAGUACACAAGUGGGAAAACGCUGAAGGCAAAAGCGAAGAAUAUGGCUCACUUGAGCACGCUGAUACUUGAACAGGUAGUAGGACAAGAUCUCCUUGCUGUCGAAAUGGCUGAAGAACGUUGCCAAGCUCACAACAUACCAUUUAUUCGAAUCAGCCCAAAGGGCAUUAACGUGCGUAUUGAUCAAAUUGAUGAUGGAAAACUGAUGGAUAUGAUCUGGACAACACAUCUGUGGCUGAUUCAAAACCUCCAAGAAGUUGACAAACUCGGUGAAUUACUGUUCAAAUUGCUCUCAGACCCGGAUGACAGGAAGCGACGGAGUAAUACGGUGCUCUGA